Messenger RNA from Neocloeon triangulifer, 1514 nucleotides. Its product is annotated as probable phosphoserine aminotransferase. Gene Ontology annotation, cellular component: cytoplasm. Gene Ontology annotation, biological process: L-serine biosynthetic process. The transcript has 8 exons. Lineage: Eukaryota; Metazoa; Arthropoda; Insecta; Ephemeroptera; Baetidae. Gene Ontology annotation, molecular function: pyridoxal phosphate binding; O-phospho-L-serine:2-oxoglutarate transaminase activity. The record is from RefSeq and is a predicted model, not a curated record. Bases 339 to 1448 code for a protein of 369 amino acids.
GAUUGCCUUGGUCAGCACUUUUUUCCCUUUUUUUUUUCCAUUCCGCGCGUUAACAUAAGGAUUACCACACUGGGCCGUUUGGUCACGUGACCCUGUGGGGCGCGUCGAGGUCAUUCCAUGUCUUUGGCUCCUCUGCUGUGCCAGUAGGAGAUUUUUAUUUUUUUAUUAUUCGACGAGCUGUAAUACGCCGAUAGGACGGACGGUGCAUGUAAUGCACGGUGUAUUUAUAUUUCUCAAGCAAUUGCGUCACGCGUCACGAGAGGAAGAAGAAUAACAAAUUGCUUGCAGCAAGAGAAGCAACAAGUAGUGCGUUUUCCCAUUCUCGAUUUCCCAUCGCUAUGACGGAGAAGAAAAUUUUGAACUUCGGAGCCGGACCGGCAAAAUUGCCGCAAGAGGUACUGAAGCAAGUUCAAGGCGAGCUGCUUGAUUACCACGGCGAAGGCAUCAGCAUUUUGGAAACGAGCCACCGCUCUAAAGUCUACUCGAAUAUCAACGACGGUGCUCAGCGCAAAAUCCGCGAUCUGCUGAGCAUCCCUGAAAAUUUCAAAAUCUUGUUUUUGCAAGGAGGCGGAACUGGUCAGUUUGCUUCCAUUCCUUUAAAUUUGAUUGGGAAAACUGGCAAAGCGGACUACAUUGUUACAGGAAAUUGGUCGAGGUUAGCAGCAAAGGAAGCUGAACAGUAUGGCCAGGUCAACUACGUCCUUCCUGAGAGCAAAAGGUUUGUUGGUCAUCCACCUAGAGAUCAGUGGAAGUUCAGCCCGGACGCUUCUUACGUCUACUAUUGCGACAAUGAAACUGUCUACGGCGUUGAAUUUCCGGAGCCUCCAGAGACAAAAGGAGUGCCCCUUGUUGCGGACAUGUCGUCGAAUUUUCUGACCAGGCCGAUUGACUUUACAAAGUUUGGAGCGAUUUUUGCCGGAGCUCAGAAAAAUAUCGGCCCUGCUGGUGUCACCGUAGUGAUUGUCCGCGAGGACCUCUUAGGCAACGCGCUGCCCGUUUGUCCCACUGUCCUUAACUAUUCCAUCAUGGCCAGGGACAAUUCUCUGCACAACACGCCUCCCGUUUUUUCGGUUUAUGUUAUGGAUCUUGUUUUUGAUUGGAUCAAGCGUCAGGGCGGACUGAAGGAAAUGCAUCAGAGGUCGAAAAUCAAGUCCGAAGCAAUUUACAACGCCAUGAUCGCUUCUAAGGGGUUCUACUCUUGCCCGGUGCAAAGUGAGAGCCGCAGUCGAAUUAACAUCCCUUUCCGCAUUGAGGCGUCCACGCCCGAAAAGCAGACGGAACUGGAGGAAAAGUUUUUGGCUCAGGCACAAGUCAAAGGAAUGAUCCAGCUCAAAGGCCACAGGUCUGUGGGCGGAAUCCGAGCCUCGUUGUACAACGCGGUUGGCGUUGAAGAUGCGCAGGCGCUUGCCGACUUCAUGCUCAACUUCUAUAAAGAGGCCAACAAUUGACCCCGCUGGCUUAUUUUGUCUGUCGCAAAUAAAAUAAUCGAACAUCAGUUUAUCUCUAGCCUAGUA